Molecule: messenger RNA, 1023 nt
Organism: Musa acuminata subsp. malaccensis (wild Malaysian banana)
Lineage: Eukaryota; Viridiplantae; Streptophyta; Magnoliopsida; Zingiberales; Musaceae
Product: probable WRKY transcription factor 65
Biological process (GO): regulation of DNA-templated transcription
Cellular component (GO): nucleus
Molecular function (GO): DNA-binding transcription factor activity; transcription cis-regulatory region binding
Source: RefSeq, a predicted model, not a curated record
AGAACCCACACAACCGGCAGCAGUUUUAUACUCUCCCAGCAUGCAAAUGGAAACCAUGGAGAUAUCGUCUUGAGCUCCUCGCUUCAUCUUAUCUGCUCUAUUCGAUCAAACAAGCUCGUGAGACCUUAACAUGGAUGCAUGGGAAGCGGAGGAGAGGUCGAAACAUGGCGGAGGUGACCGUGACCUGAAACCCACCCACCCCUUGGCUGCUCCUCCUUGCACGAAGAGAAGCCGGCGGUCGAUCCAGAAGCGAGUGGUGUCGAUCCCCAUCGGCGACGCCGAGGGAGUCGGGUCGAGGAACGGCGGUGGCGAGGCGUUCCCACCGUCGGAUUCAUGGGCGUGGAGGAAGUACGGCCAGAAGCCCAUCAAAGGCUCCCCUCAUCCCAGGGGUUACUACAGGUGCAGUAGCUGGAAGGGUUGCCCGGCAAGGAAGCAGGUGGAGCGCAGCCGCCUGGACCCCGCCACGCUCGUCGUCAGCUACUCUUUCGAGCACAACCACCCCUGGCCGCUCCCCAAGAACGGCCGACACCACCAGAAUCGCCCGACUCCGCCAGCGCAGCUCCCAGUGGAGGAGCCAGCGCCGUCGCCUCCGCCGUCGACCCAACCCUGCCCCCCCGAGCCGGAAGAGAAGUGCCCCGUGGUGAUCGGUGAGGACGAGCCGCUGCUGUUGAUCGACGACGGCGGCUUCCGGUGGUUCUCAGACGUGGCUUCCCCAUGCUCCACCUCCGCGGGCUCCGACGAGCUGCUCUACGGCUCGGUCCACUUCGGCGGCGCCGACGCGGCAGUGGUGCCGAUGCUGGAGGAAAGGGAGGCAGCAACGGCGGCGGGAGAGGAGGACUCGCUGUUCGCGGGGCUGGAGGAGCUGCCGGAGUCCUCGGUGGUACUACGCCGGGGGCUGGCGUCGGCGAUGGGGACCAACGGAUGAUCGACGGCCAUCGAUUAGACCGCGGGAGUGUCUUACGGCGUGUGAUGGGCUAAUCUGUCGUGGUUUCUGACGCGUGCGUACAUGGCUUUUUACUUUGA